AUGGAGCAUCUCACCGAGGAUAUGAUCUGGGAGCCUAAGGAAUACGUUCCCCUGAUGUCUAUCUAUCCUUUUGGCCAGAUUGUUCAAGCCGGAAUAAACAAUGCCGCAGCGCUUGAUCCCCGAUAUACGGUAACUCCGAUCAUUGGCAUCGCGCUUCUGUGGUACCAUUACAACUGGUACUGGAACCUCCGUGCAAAGUGGACAAUUCCAGUAGGAGUUAUCUUCUCUUUCUGCUCCGCCCAGAUCAUGUUAGUUGUCUGCGGCUUCCCUUUUUUUAUGGACAUGCUUAUCUCUGCGGUCAUUAUCCUUCUUGCUUGCGGGCUUCUCGCCUGCCUUGUCGUGGUGGUCCUCGUCAUUGUGGGUUUGUUGUGGUGUCUUAUGAAGGGGGGUUCUUUUUUCGGUCACAUCUGGAGCGCCUCUUUGAUGAUGGCCGGCACUGCAGUCGGUUGCGCCGCAUCUGCAGCUGAUAGCUUCGCUGACAACCUUGACCAGUGGCAUGUUUAUGUACUGGCCAAGGUGAUCGAGGUAGUCCAUUCUGUGCGGCUCUAUCUGAAUUCAACGCCCCAUUCACCAACAGGCCGCCUCAGAGAGGGCCCCAGAGACGACCCUAGGGACAACCCUAGACGUCGCCCUAGGUAUCGCUACGAAGAUGAAUCCGAGGAUGAACCCGAGGAUAGCCAGGAUGAAUCCGAGGAUGACCGGGUUCGUGACCCAGGCUAUAACCCAAGGAAUGACCCAGAUUACAAGCCGGACCAUCGGCCAAUCGAGCAGACAGACCCUUAUCCUAGGAGAAGCCCUCGAACCCAGCGGCCACGGGAACCUCAGGAGUUUCGUCACUAUAGCGUCUAA
Molecule: messenger RNA, 849 nt
Organism: Fusarium mangiferae
Lineage: Eukaryota; Fungi; Ascomycota; Sordariomycetes; Hypocreales; Nectriaceae
Exons: 1
Coding region: 1-849 (282 amino acids)
Source: RefSeq, a predicted model, not a curated record